Molecule: messenger RNA, 567 nt
Organism: Parnassius mnemosyne (clouded apollo)
Lineage: Eukaryota; Metazoa; Arthropoda; Insecta; Lepidoptera; Papilionidae
Source: the annotation of a GenBank genome assembly
AUGGCUCUGUCGAAACCCAUAAUGAAUCUUGUAGCAGCGUAUUUGCAGAACUUGUACUUGCAUCCCAUAAAAACAAAAGCAAUAACAAGCUGUGUGGUUGGCUCUGCUGGAAGUAUAGCAUCACAGCUAGUGGCAGGACAAUCAUUAAAAUUAGAUCCUAUAUUAUCUUUCGGUCUAUAUGGGUUAGCAUUUGGAGGAAGCAUACCUCAUUAUUUCUACGAGUUUUUAGAAAGACUGUUUCCUGAAGGGGUCGUGGCAUUUCCACUGGCUAAGAAAUUAAUAUUCGAAAGAAUAAUCUUUGCACCAAUCAUGCAAGCAUUUUCUUUGUAUACAUUAUCGAGGUUUGAGGGAAAGAAUCAUAAAGCUGCACUAAAACAGCUUUUUGCGCUGUAUUUUAAAGUAUUAGAAGCUAAUUGGAAGUGGCUUACUCUAUUUCAAAUUAUCAAUCUAGCGUUCAUACCGCCUAUGUUGCGAGUUCUAUUCAUGAAUCUUGUUGGAUUUGGUUGGGCGAUGUUUCUUGCCACUAAAAAGCGCGAGCAGAGUCAGAAGAAAGAUGCUAAAAACUAA